Messenger RNA from Sitodiplosis mosellana (orange wheat blossom midge), 1308 nucleotides. RefSeq lists its product as uncharacterized. Gene Ontology annotation, molecular function: catalytic activity. The record is from RefSeq and is a predicted model, not a curated record. Lineage: Eukaryota; Metazoa; Arthropoda; Insecta; Diptera; Cecidomyiidae. The annotation marks the transcript as partial. The transcript has a single exon.
GAUGAUCCAGAUUGUGAAGCAGUAGCUUUCGAAAUCAUUUUGAAACCAACGCCAAUUUUACUUUACGUUUGCUACAUGAAACUAUUCGAAAUUGAAAUUGCCAACAAGCAUUUUGAUAACAUAAAAUCGCUUAUGACUCGCUACGCGUCCCAUCAAGUAAUUGUUUUGGGUGAUUUCAACUUGAAAAAUAUACAAUGGGUUCCCGAUGAGACUGAAACCUGUUUUGUACCGUGCAUACCGAUGGAAACGAGAUCGAUCUACUUAAAAAAUGCAAACACAUUUUUGAACAAAAUGUUGGAACUCCCACUUUACCAAAUAUCAAGUAUUGAAAAUGUAGCAUCGAAUGUCUUGGAUUUGCUAUUUGUAAAUAAUUCGAGUGAUGUCAAAUUGAGCGUUGACCAGCACACACUUGUCGAUGCGAACCAACAAGACGUAUUUCAUAAACCAUAUGAAAUCGAAUUCGAAUAUUCGAAAAUAAGUUCAACGCUUCGCUCAGAACCUAAAUUGGUUUUCAAAUACUCACGUGGAAAUUAUCAACGACUUUGUCAACAAAUCGAGAGUAUUAAUUUUCAACAUGAGUUUGGCAUACGCGAUGUUCAUUCUGCGUUUGAUUUCUUUCAUCGAACUAUUUCAACACUCACUGAGAACAAUGUACCAAAGGUAUCAGUCACCAAUUACCCGAACAAGCCGAAAUGGUGGAGUCGUGAGCUUCAACACAAGAAAAAUCAACGUGAUAAGUCAUUUAAACGAAAGCCAUCUGGAGUCCAAACAGAUGAAUAUGUCAAAGCGUGUCACGAAUUCAACGUGUUGAACGAUAGGCUACACAAUGAGUACAUCAUGGGCAUUCAAAACAACAUCAAAUCGAAUCCAGCAGCGUUUUGGAAGUUUGCGAAAAUUGGCAACAAACAAGCAACUUAUCCAAAUCAGAUGCACCACAAUAAUGUCACCGCUGAUUCGCCAGACGACAUUGUCCAGUUGUUCGCAAACUACUUCGAGUCAAUUUACGUAGCUGAUGAUCAAUCGUGGAAUUUCGACGACAUUUUUCGUGAGAGUGAUGAUGCAAAUGAAAUCAACGUGUCAUUGGAAAGCAUCGAACUAGCCAUUAACUCGUUAAAAUGGCAUAGUGGAGCUGGACCUGAUGAUAUAUCACCGUUCGUCAUAAAACAAUGUGUUGACGCCAUUGUAUGGCCUAUUUGGCUUUUGUUCCAGAAAACAUUUGAUGCUGGUACUAUACCGUACUUGCUCAAACUGUCACGAGUUGUGCCUGUCUUCAAAAAAGGCGACAAAGAUGAUGUUACAAACUAUCGG